Messenger RNA from Rhizoctonia solani, 237 nucleotides. RefSeq names its product importin subunit beta-1. Bases 1 to 237 code for a protein of 78 amino acids. The transcript has 2 exons. NCBI's taxonomy places the organism in Eukaryota, Fungi, Basidiomycota, Agaricomycetes, Cantharellales, Ceratobasidiaceae. The record is from RefSeq and is a predicted model, not a curated record.
AUGCUUGGACUUUGCGCCCGUGCGCUGAGUGACGAGGAACGCCCCGAUACCAUUGUUCGCGCUGCAUUUGGUCUUAUUGGCGAUCUGGCGGAUCUCUACUCUAAGGGCCAAAUCAAACCAUUGCUCACUGAGGGGUGGCUCACUUCCGCCUUGCAACAAAAGCCAAAAGGUGCACCACAGGAAACCAAACGUGUUCUCAAAUACGCACGCGAGAGUGUCCGAAGAGCAAUUGCCUAG